This is a messenger RNA of Moneuplotes crassus, 729 nucleotides long. The record is from the annotation of a GenBank genome assembly. Lineage: Eukaryota; Ciliophora; Spirotrichea; Euplotida; Euplotidae.
AUGGAACAAGAUAGCAAGGUUGAAAAUCAGCUAGAGGAAGAAACUAAGGAUAUUCCUAAGGAACAAAAUCCAGGAUGUCCUAAGAGUUAUCUCCUUCAUUUUAAUAUUUCUAAGCAGAAAAAUUUUGGAAGACUCGUCAGAAGUGCAGCUGCUUUUGGAGUCUCUGAAAUAUUCGUAGUAAACAGUGGUAAAGGUAAACUAGAUCUCUUUGGACACCAAGGAACUGCUAAACAUAUGGACUUCAGAUUUUUCAAAAAGCUUAAAGAAGUUAAAGAGUAUUGUAAUGAAAAUAAGAUUUCUAUUUGAGGAAUUGAAAUAAUUGAAGGAGCCGAGCCAGUUCAUAAAAUGCCAUUUAGAGGAGACACACUCUUUAUGCUGGGGAACGAAGGUACGGGUCUGAAUCAAAAUCAAAUUGAUGUUUGCGACCAAUUCGUGUAUAUUGGCCAGUACACAGGCAAGACUGCCUCCCUUAAUGUUGCCUGUGCUGGCUCGAUCAUUCUUCACAGCUUUGCUGUCUGGGCCAACUUCCAAGAACACACUAGAGUCGGAUACAAGUACGAAGAAGACCAGGUUGACGGUAACUCUCACUCCAACAUCAGAAGCGUUUUGAACCACGAUGCAGACCAAGUCAGGGAGGAGCGUCAGAGACUGAAGGAAAUGAACGACAAGGCAAUGGAUGACGGAGCAGCUGUGGAAGGAAUCGGAGACAUUUUUGGUGAAGACCCAUAG